This is a messenger RNA of Trichophyton rubrum CBS 118892, 1011 nucleotides long. Its product is annotated as 3-hydroxyisobutyrate dehydrogenase. Gene Ontology annotation, biological process: L-valine catabolic process. Gene Ontology annotation, molecular function: NAD binding; NADP binding; 3-hydroxyisobutyrate dehydrogenase activity. Gene Ontology annotation, cellular component: mitochondrion. Lineage: Eukaryota; Fungi; Ascomycota; Eurotiomycetes; Onygenales; Arthrodermataceae. The coding region runs from base 1 to 1011 and encodes 336 amino acids. The transcript is spliced from 3 exons. The record is from RefSeq and is a predicted model, not a curated record.
AUGAUAAACAGACUGCUGCCACGGGCCCGGAGCCUCCCUCGCCUGUCAACGGCCUCCUCUGCUCGCCUCUUCUCCUCCUCAGCCUCCCGUCAUGCCACUUGGGGGUUCAUCGGCCUCGGCCAGAUGGGCUACCCCAUGGCGAGGAACCUGAGGGCAAAGAUACCUGCAUCGGAUACCCUUUUUGUCUGCGACGCCAACCCAGAAACCACCGCCAGAUUCACCGCUGAAACCGAGAACGUCAAAGUCGCCUCCGGGCCCAGAGAGCUGGCCGAGCAGUCGGAUACCGUGGUGACUAGUCUGCCGGAGCCUCAACAUGUAAAGAGCGUUUUCCAUGUCAUCCUCAAGGACGGCCUUCCCAAGCUCGCCCAGGACCGCCUCUUCAUCGACUGCUCGACUAUCGACCCGUCAUCCUCUCGUGAAGUGGCCGCUGCUGUCCAAUCCACCGGAUCAGGUCGCUUUGUUGACGCCCCUAUGUCCGGCGGUGUCGUUGGUGCCACCGCUGGCACCCUUACAUUCAUGCUAGGUGCCCCAUCUGAUGUCCCCGGACUGGUCGAGCGUGCAGAGGCUGCCCUGCUGCUAAUGGGUAAGAAGGUCUGGCACCUUGGUGACCAGGGGGCAGGUCUCUCCGGCAAGCUCGCAAACAACUACCUCCUCGCUGUCGCCAACAUAGCCACCGCCGAGGCCAUGAACCUGGGCAUCCGAUGGGGCCUCCAGCCCGCUGUUCUCGGCCAGAUGAUUAACUCGUCCACUGGCAGAUGCUGGUCCAGCGAGGUAAAUAACCCAGCUCCUGGUGUCAUUAAGGGUUCACCUGCAUCCAGGGGUUACACCGGAGGCUUCGGUGUCAGCCUCAUGAAGAAGGAUCUCCGUCUCGCUGUCGAGGCCGCAAGGGAGUCUGGCACUGCCCUUGAACUCGCUGACACUGUCCAGCAGGUCUAUGAGGCUACCGAGAAGGAACACCGUGGAAAGGACUUUUCCGUAGUUUACCAGUACCUCACUAGCAAAUCUAAGUAG